UAUUUUUUCUCCUUCAGAAUUUCUGAGAAGCCAAGCCACCCACACACAACAUUUUGAACCAUUUUGAUCUGCUCUUGACGACAACCUGUAUCGGCCAUUUCUGUUUUCCCGUGUGUGCAACUGUGUAGUGUGUGAAAAUGGGAAUCUCACGUGACAGUUGGCAUAAGAGGAGGCGCACCGGAGGUAAAAGGAAGCCUCUGAGGAAGAAGAGGAAGUUUGAACUUGGUCGCCCAGUCUCUAACACAAAGCUUGGCAAACGUAGAGUCCAUACGUUACGUACUCGAGGUGGAAACAGAAAGUUUAGAGCUUUAAGAUUAGACAAAGGAAACUUCUCUUGGGGUUCUGAAGGUUGCACACGCAAAACCCGAAUCGUCGAUGUAGUUUAUAAUGCCAGCAGCAACGAGUUGGUCCGUACAAAAACUCUGGUUAAGAAUUCCAUCAUCCAAAUUGACGGUACCCCAUUCAGACAGUGGUAUGAAGCACAUUACGCUUUACCUCUAGGCAGGAGGAAGACUGGAAAAUCAGGAGAAGUCGCCCAAGGUAUUUUGAAUAAGAAGCGGUCUCCGAAAGUUGCGGCUAAGUACGCCGAAAGACAGACCCGAGCAAAACUCGAACAUGCCCUUGAAGAACAGUUCCAGACUUCACGACUCCUUGCUUGUAUUUCGAGUCGACCUGGCCAGUGUGGGCGCUGUGAUGGUUAUAUUCUUGAAGGCAAAGAGCUUGAGUUUUAUCUAAGAAAAAUCAAGCAGAAGAAGAAGUAAUUUUUUAUUUGUACAUUUUUUUUAUUAUUUUUAAAACUGACAAUGAUUAAAUUGUUUAAAAACUA
Molecule: messenger RNA, 826 nt
Organism: Bemisia tabaci
Lineage: Eukaryota; Metazoa; Arthropoda; Insecta; Hemiptera; Aleyrodidae
Gene: RpS8
Product: ribosomal protein S8
Biological process (GO): translation
Cellular component (GO): ribosome
Molecular function (GO): structural constituent of ribosome
Source: RefSeq, a predicted model, not a curated record